AUGACGUCAUUGCCAUCCAUAGAAACGUUGCCAAGCUUUAAAAUUAGCAAGGUACAAAUUGAUGUUAACAGGAGGGGUAGAUAUUGCAAGGGUCGUUGGAACGACUGGGGUUUUUUUAUUGAUAACUACACAUACGGACGGUGUUUUGUGUGGCACUUCAAAUGCCACACAAUAAUCAGGCUCCCUCGCUUCCGCUACGACAGUGAAUGGGAAACAAAGCUGUUCAAGCCCCUUCCACUUAUGACUAUUUUUGACAAUUAUUUGGAAGAUGAUUACUUUUGCACCGUCUCUCUAUUCUUCAAUAGCGACUUGUAUUGUCUAAUAUGUCGUCCCCCUUUUUAUAAAAAGUGGGAAAAGGUAAUACUUCAUUACAGUAGCUUGCGCGACGCUGUCUCGUUUUGUAACGGUGAGAAACUAUGCACUCUGUAUAAGAAUGGGAAACUAGGGAUAAUACAGAUCAUCCCGGAAAUAAGCACUUGUCUGUCUCCUAUCACACCACCAACUGAUCCAACUGCAAUGUAUCGAAAGAGACUUUUGGUUUCGUGGCAAAACCAUUUGUUUUUGGUUCAACAUAAAUUGGGAUCAGUCUUGGAGAUUUGGAAGGCCGAUUUCAAAACACAACAAUUCAAGAGAAUAUUCAAUUUGGAUAAAUUUAUCAUUUUUAUAAGUCAAGGAUUCUCCGUUGCAGUUUCUUCAUCUGCACUUGAAGAAAAAAACUGUGUUUAUUUCACACAAGGCAAUGAUAAUCACAUUCUGUUUGCCUUACACAUUGGGGAUCAAAGCUUGUCAACCACAGAGCGAUUUCGUAUCCAUACCUCUCACAAUUCUAUUCCUCUACUGGAAAGGCUUGGAACCACCAAAAAUCAAGGUAGCCGUAAAGGAGACGACAAGGUGAAGAAGCGGUCAUCCUCGGAGCACAGUAAUACAUCGGAGCCAGUAGUAGUAGACAGCAACAUAUGCGACCAUCUUACUUUAGACCUUCAAAGGGAAAUUUCUCGGCAUCUACUUUCUCAAGACGCAUACUUGUACAUGAAUUUUCGGUUGGUGUGUAAAUUAUGGAGAUCUGUUGCUCCUCCAUUACGUUGGAAGGUGGUUGAUCAACCGACUCGUUCGUCUGAUCAAGACUCCAUGUGGCUUCUAACCCUAAAUCAAAAAGAUGGUUUGUGCACUUUUUAUAAUCCCUUUAGAAAUCUGACAUGUUAUAUGAGCAACAAUGACUUAGUAGGGUUUGAAAUUCGGUAUUCAAAAGAUGGUUGGCUUCUUGUUUCCAGAGGUCCAAGGUCUCUCUUCUUACUUGAGCCUUCUAGUAAACAAAUAAUCCAUCUUCCAGAACGAACAGAUGACUAUUUCUGUGACGCUAUGUCAUUCUCAGCUUCUCCAUCUAAUUCAUCUGCCUGGGUGAUCUUUGGUAUAGCUUGUUUAGACUCGCAUCGAGUCAGGAUUUCAUAUUUGAGAGCAGGGGAUGAUAAUUGGACUAGUAUGAGAAUGGACAAUGAGGUACCUUUCAUAGUUUUUUCUAGUCCUGUGUACUUUGGCGAAAAAUUUUGUGUCGUAGGCCGGCAUGGUGAUGUUGGUGCAUUUGGCUUCUUAGAAGACGGAAAUCCUUACUGGGUUAUCCAUCAAAUUAGUCUACUAUAUUCACCUCGUAUUUCUAGCCCUCUCAGUCAAUAUUUAGUUCAACGGGAUCAAGAUGUGCUAUAUUCAGUGAUAAUGACACGAGAUCAUAAUGUUGGUGUUUAUGAACUAGACUUUAGAGACAACAGGGUUAAAUUAGUGAAAGAAGUCAAAAACUGGCUUCUUUUCAUUAGCGAAGCCUCAUCUAUUGCCGUCUGUGGCAUGAACGUAAAUUUGGACGAUGCUCUUCUUUUCCCCAGCUUCAGCACAUCUAACGAUUAUGUUUACUAUUCAUUGGAAGCUGCCGCAUUCAAAGUAUUGAAAGACAAUUCCAUAGAUAUAAGGCAACAGAAAGAGCUUUUAAAUCGUGUUUGGAUCCGCUGUGAACUCAGGAAUUGAUCCAACCUAUACAUGUCGUUUUCUCUUCUUUUAAUUAAUGGAUAACUUGCAUAUUUCAAUUU
Messenger RNA from Nicotiana attenuata, 2075 nucleotides. RefSeq lists its product as uncharacterized. The coding region runs from base 1 to 2013 and encodes 670 amino acids. The transcript has 2 exons. The record is from RefSeq and is a predicted model, not a curated record. Lineage: Eukaryota; Viridiplantae; Streptophyta; Magnoliopsida; Solanales; Solanaceae.